CUCAGUUCUUACAAUACCGUUGUAGAGUUAGUGUCGUGUCUUACUUCAUUCGAACACUGAGUGUAAUAGAAAAUUAAAUUCAAGUAAACAUAUUCACUUGACUUAUAAUAGUAAAAGCUCGAACAAGUUCACUUCAUCAAACUAUAAUAUUUAUUAUUUUCACUAUUUAAGUAAACUAAUAGUUCAAUUAAGAAAUUUUACUUGAAAAUAUCCACGUUUUUCUCUCAGUGAACGAAUUUGAAAAUAAUUUUUCGGUUUUUGUUAAAUCAAAAUAAUUAUAUUAACGAAAUAAAUUCAAAAUGUCUUACACUGAUUCAACCGAAAAGUGCAUCGAGUUUCUCGCAUCUUUAGAGUUGCCACCGUAUCCGUCUUCACCUGAAAGCAUGAGAACGAGCCUGUCAGAGGAGUGGAAUUACAACCACCAAUCAAGUCGUAAUCAUUCACCUCUUUCCGAUGCUGUUAAUUCACCUCUUACUGAUGCUGUUAAUACGAACAAUACUUUGGAAGCAGCCAAUUCAAAUUCCGAGUUUUUGAAUCAACAAUCAUUUCAGCAUCAACAAUUAACAGAGCCAUUCAUCAACGGAGACAUUAACAAAAUACCAAAUGAAGAACUUCAGCAACAACAAGAUCGGUGUCUUGAAAAUGAAUCACCUUUACAAAAAGCAGAGCGAACUAGUACACAAAACAAGAACCAACAAAGACAAGCACGAACUGCAUUUACUACGGAGCAGCUCAAUGAGCUUGAAAAAAUUUUCUGUACAAACAAUUACUUAUGCCGUACAACUAGAAUUCAGACUGCGUCUAAAUUGAAACUCACCGAAAGACAGGUCAAGGUAUGGUUUCAGAAUCGUAGAAUGAAGGAGAAAAAAACUACCUCAAGUAAAGUCGAUACAAACGACAAGAACAAUUUAAAUCCUCCGAAGAAUGGAAGAAAUCAGUUACUUGCCGCUGAAUACGUUCAGCGUAGACAAAUGAACCCACCUGGAUUAGGUUCAACUAUACAUUACCAUCAUUCGCCACCAAACCAAGAUAUGGGUUUUAAAAACGACGGUAACUACUGGACGAAUGGUACCAACUACCAACCGGCAUACAGCGGAAGUAUGCAAAAUGCUACCACUUAUACUGAAUCUUCUGAGGCCCAAAUGUAUAAUAACAACAUUAAUAAUUAUUAUUCACCCGUCAAUGGGUUCUAUAAUAAUAAUAAUAAUCACUAUACCGGUUAUUAUGUAAACCCUGUUGACUACAUAGAUUAUAACUAUAAAGAACACACUACUGUCACUGGCUAUCCGGCUAAUAACAGUAACUGUUAUACAUACCGAGUAAUUCCUAAAUCAGAGCAAACCUUAAGCUCUGUCCCAGGAAUUACACCAUCGAAUGAGUUAAACAACAAUAUCAAUAGUUGCAAUUAUUCAAGCACUACCCAUAAUCACUAUUAA
Microplitis mediator is the source of this 1436-nucleotide messenger RNA. Its product is annotated as homeobox protein Hox-B3-like. The record is from RefSeq and is a predicted model, not a curated record. Gene Ontology annotation, molecular function: DNA binding. Bases 300 to 1436 code for a protein of 378 amino acids. The transcript has 3 exons. NCBI's taxonomy places the organism in Eukaryota, Metazoa, Arthropoda, Insecta, Hymenoptera, Braconidae.